This is a messenger RNA of Penicillium chermesinum, 1503 nucleotides long. RefSeq names its product cytochrome P450. Gene Ontology annotation, molecular function: iron ion binding; monooxygenase activity; heme binding. The transcript has 4 exons. NCBI's taxonomy places the organism in Eukaryota, Fungi, Ascomycota, Eurotiomycetes, Eurotiales, Aspergillaceae. The coding region runs from base 1 to 1503 and encodes 500 amino acids. The record is from RefSeq and is a predicted model, not a curated record.
AUGGCAAUCUCAUCUCUUAUCAUCGGGUAUUUGGUCUCCCCAUGGAUCCUCACUACGAUUCCAUUGUGGCUAGUGUUGUACUACAUAGUUCCAUAUUUUACCACGUUCAGCAGCCUAGCGGGCGUCCCAGGCCCCUUCCUCGCUAAAUUCAGCAAUCUAUGGGUCGCUUUCGGUGCUCGACGAGGCAAGAAAUUCGAGAUCGUAGACAAGGCUCACCGCAAAUACGGCAACGUUGUUCGCAUCGGUUAUAAUCAUGUCUCUAUUGCUGACGAGCGUGGCCUCAAUGUCGUCUACGGCCAUGGGAACGGCUUCUUGAAAGACCAUUACUAUGAAGCAUUCGUCGCGAAAACCCCUGGCAUGUUCAACGUUCGCGACCGGGCUGAACACACUCGCAAGCGCAAGAUCAUCGCCCACGCCUUCUCUCCCAGAUCGGUUGCCGAAUUCGAGCCUCACAUGACGGCAAAUCUGGAAAGAUGGGUGAAACAGCUGGACUUGAUUGCUGCCAAAGCGCCUCCGGCCGAAAAGUAUAGUAAAUUCAACGCCAUGCCCUGGUUCAGUUAUCUUGCUUUCGAUAUUAUCGGCGACCUGGCAUUUGGAUCGCCAUUUGGAAUGGUGAACAAGGGCAAGGAUGAAGCCGAGAGUCAACUUGUGUUGAACCGACGAGGCGAAAUCUCCUCUACCCUCGGUCUUCUCCCAGCGCUCCGUCCCAUCGCCAGAUACCUACCUGACCCCUUCUUCUCCAAGGGCGUUGCUGCAGUAGAGAACCUGACCGGCAUUGCAAUCGCUGCGGUCGCCGCUCGACUUGAUGCGGUCGGUAAAGACGAUGCGGCAGAGCGGAAUGAUAUUCUCGCUCGUUUGAUCCAAGCGCGAGAUGCCAAAGGGGAGCCUAUGGGUCGAGAGGAGCUCGUAGCCGAGGCACUGACCCAGUUGAUUGCUGGCUCAGACACAAUCUCCAACACGGCUUGUGCUUGUUUUUACUGGAUUCUAGCCGGCGAACGCGCUAACCCCGGCCAGAUCAUUCCGCGUCUCCAGAAGGAGCUGGACCAUUCCAUUGGCACGACCUCAGAUAUCGCCGCUUACUCUCAAGUCCGUGACCUGCCUUUUCUGCGGCGUUGCAUUGAUGAAGCUAUGCGUCUUCACUCAACAUCAGCACUGGGGCUCCCUCGUCUUGUGGCCGAAGGCCCAGAUGUUGAAUUUGACGGGUACUACUUCCCCCUGGGACCGUUCUCUCCGUUCCGUCAUAUACAAUUCACCACAUGGCUGAGAUAUGGGCGCUGGCUCAGCCUCACGCCACGACAGAAGACCUGCUUUAACCCAUUCUCGUACGGCCCGCGUGCCUGUGUUGGCCAGAAUGUCGCGAUAAUGGAACUUCAACUGAUAAUUGGCACACUGUUCCACCGUUAUGACUUUUGUCUGUUUCAGCAGAAGAUGGAGUCACACGAGGGGUUUUCCAAGAAGCCAAGGGAAUGUUUUGCUGGGAUUCAGCGGAGGGGUAUCGUCUGA